Dipodomys spectabilis (banner-tailed kangaroo rat) is the source of this 783-nucleotide messenger RNA. RefSeq names its product interferon lambda-2-like. Gene Ontology annotation, molecular function: cytokine activity. Lineage: Eukaryota; Metazoa; Chordata; Mammalia; Rodentia; Heteromyidae. The transcript has 6 exons. The record is from RefSeq and is a predicted model, not a curated record. Bases 1 to 783 code for a protein of 260 amino acids. Gene Ontology annotation, biological process: innate immune response; positive regulation of immune response; defense response to virus.
AUGGAGUCCAGACAGUCAUCGUGGAGUCCCACACAGCACUGGAACCCACGAGCCACAGCUGUCCUGGCCCAGCAGGCUGCAGUCCAGCAGGACACACUGAGCCCGAGUCGCCCUGCCAGCCGCCAGCCCGGAGAACCAGGCUCCAGUGCACCAGAGGCUCCACUGCAGACAGAUGCCAGAGGCACUGAUGACAUGGCUGGGCGCCACAGGCUCCUCCUGAUGUGGAUGAUGGCCUGGGCUUUGGGCAAUGCACAGGCAGCUCCUGUCACCAAGGCCCUCGGGACCCAGCCAAGUGCCAGGGACUGCCACCUGGGCCACUUGAGGUCCCUCUCCCCGCAAGUGCUGCAGACCUUCAAGAGAGCCAAGGAUGCCUUGGAACAGUACCCCUUGCUGAAGGAGGCAAAGUGCAGCUCCCACCUCUUCCCCAAGGCCUGGGACCUGAGGAAGCUGCAGGUGUGGGAGCGCCCCGAGGCCCUGCGUGCUGAGCUGGACCUGACGCUGAGGGUGCUGGGCUCUGUGGCUGACCCCGCCCUGGGGGACAUCCUGGACCAGCCGCUCAGCACCCUGCGCCACAUCCACUCCCAGCUCCAAGCCUGUGCCCAGACUCAGCCCUCAUCCAGCCCCAGGCCCCACAGCCGCCGCCUGUCCCACUGGCUGCACAAGCUCCAGGCCGCCCUGAAGCAGGAGUCUCCAGGCUGCCUGCUGGCGUCUGUCACCUUCAACCUGUUCCGUCUCCUCACCCUGGACCUGAGCUGUGUUGCCAAGGGACCCCAGUGCGCAUGA